Messenger RNA from Nelumbo nucifera (sacred lotus), 892 nucleotides. RefSeq lists its product as uncharacterized. Gene Ontology annotation, molecular function: sterol binding. Gene Ontology annotation, biological process: intracellular sterol transport. NCBI's taxonomy places the organism in Eukaryota, Viridiplantae, Streptophyta, Magnoliopsida, Proteales, Nelumbonaceae. The record is from RefSeq and is a predicted model, not a curated record.
UCAAAUUCUCUCUUUCUCUCUUCCCAGCUGACGUUUCCCCGCCAAGUGCCAACUGACGGAAAUUCUUGCUUUCAACGCUGGACUGAACCAAACAAGAAAAGAAAAGAGAAAACUAAUUUCGUCUCUGCUUUUCCGAGUUUCUGUCCGGUCGGUGUAUUCAUGGAGAGAGUCCAGUUCAAGCUCGUUCUGCCACUCUUUUUCGUGGCUUUUUUGCUCGUUCCUUCAAUUCGAGCCAUGGAAAUCAAGUACUGCGAUAAGAAGGGUAACUAUGCUGUUAAGGUUAAUGGAGUCGAAAUGUCCCCGGAUCCAGUGGUGAGAGGCAAACCUGCUACGUUCAGUCUCGCCGCUACCACAGGUCAAACUAUCAAUGGAGGGAAACUUGUGAUUGAGGUCUCAUACUUUGGGGUGCACAUCCACACUGAGAACCAUGAUCUCUGUGCAGAAACUUCUUGCCCUGUGGCAAUUGGUGACUUUGUUCUUGCACACACCCAGACAUUACCAGCGUUCACUCCCCCAGGAUCCUAUACUCUUAAGAUGAAAAUGACCGACAAAAGUGGGCACCAGUUGACAUGCAUUGCCUUUGAUUUCAACAUCGGGGUAGGAGCUGUUGUGGCUGAUAGUUGAGAAACUAGAUCUCCCCUUCUAGCCUUAUACCACGCCCCUUCUCAACUUUGCUAGGUUCAUGCAUGCACAGCUUAGUUUUCUAUGGUGGUUUGAAAACAUGCAUGAUUGUUGCAGUUCAGGAUUGGAUUCCUAGGAUUGUUUUAAAUUCACAAACUGGACCUAUCCGUUAAUAAAUAUCAGUUUAUUGGAUCCUGAGAAAGCAAUUCUUGAAACUUUUACUUUGUACCUUGCAUACAUAUCAGCUGUAUAAAUGCCUAGUUCUGAAAAC